This is a messenger RNA of Arachis stenosperma, 2759 nucleotides long. RefSeq names its product G-type lectin S-receptor-like serine/threonine-protein kinase At4g27290. The transcript has 8 exons. Lineage: Eukaryota; Viridiplantae; Streptophyta; Magnoliopsida; Fabales; Fabaceae. Gene Ontology annotation, molecular function: protein serine/threonine kinase activity; ATP binding. Gene Ontology annotation, biological process: protein phosphorylation; recognition of pollen. The coding region runs from base 26 to 2464 and encodes 812 amino acids. The record is from RefSeq and is a predicted model, not a curated record.
GAAGCCAUUAAUUAAGUGAAAGAGAAUGACAAUUCUACCCAUCCUUCUUUUCACUAUUUCGUUCUUGUUCUACCAUCAAAUUUCUUCAGCAAACGAUACCAUAACACAAUCUGAACCACUUCAUGAUGAUGGUAGCACGAUAACUUCCAAGAGUGGAACCUUUGAGCUGAGUUUCUUCAACCCAGGCAGUUCCACAAACCGUUACGUAGGAAUAUGGUACAAGAAGAUUUCAGUUAGAAGAAUUGUUUGGGUCGCAAACCGCGACGAUCCAAUCAAAGACAAGUCCGGCGUACUUCGCAUAAGCAAAGAGGGGAAUCUUGUUCUUUUAGCAAAGAAUCAGAGGGUGGUUUGGUCAGCAAACUCGACGACGAAGGCGUCGAAGAAUCCGGUUGCGCAGCUCUUGGACAGUGGAAAUUUAGUAGUUAGAGAUGAUAAUGAUGAUGAAGAGAGGUUGUUAUGGCAGAGUUUUGAUUAUCCAUGUGAUACGUUGUUACCAGGAAUGAAGCUUGGAUAUGACUUGAAAAGUGGUCUGGAAAGGAAGCUUACCGCUUGGAAGAACUGGGACGAUCCAUCCACUGGGAACCUUUCUUGGGCCAUGGAGCUUACUAGCGACCCUGAAUUGGUGCUGUGGAAAGGGUCAGAGAAGUACCACAGGAGUGGACCUUGGGUGGGGCUUGGAUUCAGUGGAGCACCCUUAUGGAGAGGCACUCAACUCGUUAUUCAAAACAUGGUCAACACCACAAGUGAGGUCUACUACUCAUACACUCUCAUACAAGGCACUUCCAUGAUUACAAUCACUCUUGUAAACCAAACCCUAAACGCUCGUCAACGAAUCGUAUGGGUUCAAGAAGAAAACAAAUGGAAGGCCUUCCAAACAGUGCCCGGAGAUUCUUGCGAUUAUUACAAUACUUGCGGCCCAUUCGGGUAUUGCAUUUCGAAUCACUCACCGAAUUGUGACUGUUUGGAAGGAUUUGAACCCAAAUCGCAACAGGGUUGGGAUACACUCGAUUACACACAGGGUUGCGUGCGGAGUGAGCCGUGGAGUUGUAAGGUGAAAGGUAAAGAUGGGUUUCGGAAGAUUUCUGGGUUGAAAUUGCCGGAUACUACGCAUUCUUGGGUUGAUAGAAAUAUGAAGCUUGAGGAUUGUGAAGCCAAAUGCAUGGGGAAUUGCUCUUGUACGGCUUAUACGACGUUAAAUGCGAGUGGUGGUAGUGGCUGUGUUAUUUGGUAUGGUGAUCUUUUUGAUCUCAGAGUUUCUGACGGAGGACAGGAAUUGUAUGUGAGAAUGGCUCAUACAGAUUCCAAAAAGAAGACUAUCGUCUUAGCACUUUCUAUCACACUUCCAAUAGUACUCUGUGCGCUACUUCUAAUCUUCUUCGUUUAUUAUAGAAUCCGAAAAAAACGUCAAGAGAAAACCAUGCCAGAAGAAAAUAAAGAGGAAAGAACACAAGAAGAUUUAGAGCUUCCUAUCUACGACCUCGAUACAAUAGUGAAGGCCACUAAUAACUUCUCAAUCGACAAUAAAAUUGGAGAAGGAGGAUAUGGGCCAGUAUACAAGGGUACACUUGCAACUGGACAAGAAAUUGCAGUUAAACGACUUUCAGGAAGUUCUACACAAGGAAUGAUUGAAUUUAAGAAUGAAGUAAUACUGUGUGCUAAACUUCAACAUCGGAAUCUUGUCAGGGUUCUUGGAUGUUGCAUCGAAGGAGAUGAGAAAAUGCUAGUUUAUGAAUACAUGUCUAACAAUAGUCUAGACUUGUUUCUUUUUGAUCCAACUCAAAGCAAACUUUUGGAUUGGAGCAAGCGCUUUGACAUCAUUUGCGCAGUUGCUCGAGGGCUUCUCUACCUUCAUCAAGAUUCCAGAUUAAGAAUUAUACACAGAGAUCUUAAAGCAAGUAAUAUUUUAUUAGACCAGAAUAUGAAUGCAAAGAUUUCAGACUUUGGCAUGGCAAGAUUGCGCAGAGGAGAUCAAGAUGAAGGGAAUACGAAUAGAAUUGUUGGAACAUAUGGUUAUAUGGCUCCAGAAUAUGCUAUUGACGGCUUAUUCUCUACAAAAUCGGAUGUAUUUAGCUUUGGUAUACUACUGCUAGAGAUUAUAAGUGGAAAGAAAAAUAAAGGACUUACCUAUUCUAGCAAUACUUAUAAUCUCAUGGCACAUGCAUGGCGGUUGUGGAAUGAAGGCAACUUAAACGAAUUGAUUGAUGAAUGUUUAAGGGAUUCAUCAUCAUUUAUUAUUCCAACAGAAAUGUUUCGUUGCAUUCAUAUUGGUCUUUUAUGUUUGCAACGGCAUCCGGAUGAUAGACCAACAAUUACAUCGGUUGUUAAGAUGUUGAACAAUGAGAACACACUGCCACAACCAAAGGAACCUGGUUUCUUGAUACAUGAAGUAUCUACCGAUCGUGAAAGAAGGGAUACUACUUCUUCCGUAAAUGAAGUAUCUGUCUCAUUGUUGAAACCUAGAUGAACAUAUUCAUCAACGUUCUUCUAAGGCAUAUUAUGGACAUGUUUUGGUAGCUGAGUUGUUAGUACAUUAGCACUUUCAAACACAUAUUUUUGUUUGAUCUUCUUAGGAUUGUUAAUAUAUAUUUGUUGCCAAUUAUAUAUACCACUUACUUGAUAAUUCUGAGUGUUAUUCUAUUCAGUUAUUUAAUUGUACUGUGCUGUAUGCAUUGGCAGAGCUUCUUUGUGAUAAUGGGAGGUCAGAGACUGAUCAUAGCCCCCCUCUCCCCCUCCCGCAAAUAUUUUUUAAAACGGAAAAG